AUGGAAAAAGAAGUUCAAGAUACGACUAUUUUAGAAAAUUUAGAAUUGAUUACCUCGUUAGAAGAAAGUUUUCAUGAAGAAGCAACAGCAGUAAUACCAACAACCAAAAAUUAUAAUCAAAAUGAUAAUAGAUUUAAAUUAGACUUACAAACUAUGAAAAUAGUGAUUAUUGUGUUAUUGGAUAUUACAUUAGAACAUCCAGAUUUUGUUAAAUGUCUUGCUGUAGCCCAUCCUUAUGUUAUUAGUGGAUCAAGAGAUGAAACAAUUAGAAUUUUUGAUAUUGGAAGUGAAGAGUUGGUUGAUAUCAUUGAAGCACAUUACGAUGAAGUUUCAUGUUUAGUGGUGAAAGGAACAAUGUUGUAUUCAGGAUCAUUGGAUGGCACUAUUAGAAAAUGGUCUAUCACUGCCAAAGAUAUUGCGGAAAGAAUUAAAAAAAAUUCCAUAAAAGAUGAUGAUGAUAAAAUAUCAGAUUCCAAGCCUUCUACUACAACAACGGAUACUCAAACAUCAUCCGUUAUGACAAUGGAAGAAGAACUUGAAUUGGAAGAAUUAUUAAGAGAUGAUGAAAUUUAA
Molecule: messenger RNA, 573 nt
Organism: Entrophospora sp. SA101
Lineage: Eukaryota; Fungi; Glomeromycota; Glomeromycetes; Entrophosporales; Entrophosporaceae
Source: the annotation of a GenBank genome assembly